AUGGUACCGCGCGAGCGGCGCGAGUACGUGUAUAAGAAGGCGCUUGAGUCAAAGCAGCGCCAGAUCUACGAGCGCAAGCAAAAAAUCCGCGAGGCGCUCGCGAGUGGCAAGCCGCUGCCGCCCGAGCUGCGCGGCCCCGAGGCGCAGGAGCUCGCCAAAAACCUCACGCUGGACGAGGCGCAGGCCGUGCCGCAGACGUCCAUUGACGACGAGUACUCGCGUGCAGGGCAGUACGAUCCGCGUGUGUUGAUCACGACGUCGCGCAGCCCCUCGUCGCGCCUGUCGCAGUUUGCCAAGGAGCUGCGCUUCGUCUUUCCCAACUCGACGCGGCUGAACCGCGGUGCAUACACGAUGCAGGAGCUGGCGACCGCCGCGCGCGCGAACGGUGUGACGGAUAUGGUGGUCGUGCACGAGCACCGCGGCGUGCCGGAUGCGCUGAUCGUGUCGCACUUCCCCCAUGGCCCGACGCUCCUCUUUACGCUGCACAAUGUUACGCUGCGCCACGAGGUCGCAAGCCACAGCAACAGCACGGUGAGCGAGCAGUAUCCCCACCUGAUCUUGGACGGCUUCGGGGGGCGCCUCGGCGACCGCGUGAAGAACGCACUGCGCUUCUUGUUCCCGGUCCCGAAGGAGGACUCGAAGCGUGUCAUGACCUUUGCCAACAAUAACGACUUUAUCUCUUUCCGGCAACAUGUGUUUGUCGCAUCGCACCGCGAGGUACACCUCGCCGAGGUGGGGCCGCGAUUUGAUAUGCGCCCGUACGAGAUCCGGCUCGGCACGCUGGAGCAGAGCGAGGCGGACGUCGAGUGGGUCCUCCGGCCGUACAUGAACACCACCCGGAAGCGCAGCCAGCUCGCCGCGCCGUAG
Molecule: messenger RNA, 867 nt
Organism: Malassezia japonica
Lineage: Eukaryota; Fungi; Basidiomycota; Malasseziomycetes; Malasseziales; Malasseziaceae
Gene: IMP4
Product: snoRNA-binding rRNA-processing protein imp4
Exons: 3
Coding region: 1-867 (288 amino acids)
Biological process (GO): rRNA processing
Cellular component (GO): small-subunit processome; nucleolus; Mpp10 complex
Molecular function (GO): snoRNA binding; rRNA primary transcript binding
Source: RefSeq, a predicted model, not a curated record